Acinonyx jubatus (cheetah) is the source of this 4104-nucleotide messenger RNA. It is a transcript of the gene MLPH, whose product is annotated as melanophilin. Gene Ontology annotation, biological process: intracellular protein transport. Bases 264 to 1970 code for a protein of 568 amino acids. Gene Ontology annotation, molecular function: actin binding; myosin binding; small GTPase binding. Gene Ontology annotation, cellular component: cortical actin cytoskeleton. The transcript is spliced from 15 exons. The record is from RefSeq and is a predicted model, not a curated record. Lineage: Eukaryota; Metazoa; Chordata; Mammalia; Carnivora; Felidae.
GCGGGCCCCACCCGGCUGUGGUCCGAGCCCGGCCACCCUUGCAGGUCAGGUGCCCCGUGCCCAGCGCCCCGCGCCCUGCCUGGCCCCCUGCGCUCAACGCCCCGCCUGGCCCCGACUAUACCGCCUCGCCCCAGUGUGCCCGGACCCGACACCCUGUCUUGUCGCCUUCUUUUCCCUCGGAGGACCGGAAAGAGCAGCCCCGGGGGCCGGGCCAGGGCCUGCACACCCCUAGAAAGGAGCCGGUGUGAUCCUGACAGGCAGAGAUGGGGAAAAAACUGGAUCUUUCCAAGCUCACGGACGACGAGGCCAAGCACAUCUGGGAAGUGGUUCAGCGGGACUUUGAUCUGAGAAGGAAAGAAGAGGAAAGGCUGGGGGGACUGAAGGACAGGAUUAAGAAGGAGAGCUCCCAGAGGGAGCUGCUCUCGGAUGCCGCCCACCUGCAUGAGACCCACUGCGCCCUCUGCCUGCAGCCCUACCGGCUCCUCGUGGCCCCCAAGAGGCAAUGCCUGGACUGUCACCUCUUCACCUGCCAAGACUGUAGCCACGCCCACCCGGAGGAGGAGGGCUGGCUCUGUGACCCCUGCCACCUGGCCAGGGUUGUGAAGAUGGGCUCACUGGAGUGGUACUACGGGCACCUGAGAGCCCGCUUCAAGCGGUUCGGGAGUGCCAAAGUGAUCCGGUCCCUGUGCGGGCGGCUGCAGGGUGGAGGUGGGCCUGAGCCAAGCCCUGGAGAGGGAAGUGGAGACAGUGAGCAGACAGAAGAGGAUGGAGAACUGGACACAGUGGCCCAGGCCCAACCCCUUGGGAGCAAAAAAAAGCGCCUCUCCAUUCACGGCUUGGACUUUGAGGCAGACUCUGAUGGCUCGACUCAGUCCUGCGGUCACCCCCCAUAUCUGUCCCCAGUCCCGAUGGCCACAGACAGCAUGCAGGCCCUCACAGGUGAACCCCGUGCCAAGGACACCUCCCAGGAGACCGUGGUCCCGGAAGAGGCUGAUGUCGGUGCCCCUGGACGCCACCCUCAUCCAGAAGAGCAGACAGACAGCCUCUCAGCUGCCAGACAGGACACCCUCACUGAGCCCCACUUCCCCAGACAGUCCUGCACAACAGCCCUGGGGUCGGCUGUCACACCCGGUCCGGGCGUCAGCAGCAGUGAGCGGCUCUCCUCCUGGUACCCGGCUGACGAAGGCACCUCCGAUGACGAGGACACCGGGGCUGAUGGUGUGGCCUCCCAGAGCCUCACGUGGAGGGACUGCGCCCCGGCUGAGAGUCAGCAUCUCACCGGCCACCAGCCCACAGACGCCGACAGAGAAGAAGAGACCCUAAAGAGGAAGCUGGAGGAGAUGACCAGCCACAUCAGUGACCAGGGGGCCUCGUCCGAGGAGGAGGGGAGCAAGGAGGAAGAGGCAGGACUGAACAGGAAAACCUCCAUCGAGGGCCUCCCUGGGGCAGCCCCAGAGGUGCUCAUGGCUGCGGGCCAAAUGUCCAGACAGGAAACAAGCCCCCGGGGUCCUCAGGAACUCAUGCAGCCCGGCAGAACCACGGACCAGGAGCUGCUGGAGCUGGAAGACAGAGUGGCCGUGACGGCCUCCGAGGUUCAGCAGGUGGAGAGUGAGGUUUCUAACAUCAAGUCCAAGAUUGCCGCCUUGCAGGCUGCCGGGCUCUCGGUGAGACCCUCGGGAAAUCCCCAGCGGAGGUCCAACCUCCCGAUAUUUCUUCCCCGACUCGCUGGGAGAUUGGACCAGACCCCUAAGGAUCCAAACACAGGGCCUUCGGAUGAGGUCAAGGUGAUGACUGCACCCUACCUUCUGAGAAGGAAGUUCAGUAAUCCCCCAAAAAGUCAAGAUAAGGCUGGCGACUCCUUUGACCGGCAGUCAGCGUACCGCGGAUCCCUGACGCAGAGAAACCCCAACAGCAGGAAGGGAGUGGCCAACCACAGCUUUGCAAAACCCGUGAUGACCCAGCGGCCCUGAAGGGGGGUUGUCAGAAGAGGACGGAGCGACCCCGGAGCCCCGGCUUUCCCUCCACCUCAACCAUCACAUUCCUCCGCCUGCCGUGCACUUUGUGCUGCACUCAGUCCAGCAGAGAGACGCGACAGAACAGCGUCCGUAAUGGAACCCCACCUGCGAGGGGACUGCCGUCGUCAGACCUUCAGCUAUUUGCCCACGUUCCCUGACGCCCUCCAACACCACCCCUGCCGGCCUGCUCUGAUCUGUGAGAAACAUCUAAGCUGACACUCUUUCCUUUAGGACCGUGUUCAACUUUUUGGAGGACACAAAGUGGAAUGUUCUCAGUGUCAUCUUUCAGCCCUUUCCCUGCUGGCUGGGACAGUAAAGGGCUGGCCCCGCGUAGCACCUGCUAUGUGUGUGCCCCACACCGUACCGGAGCACGAGCAGGUGUGUGUGUGUGCGCGUGUGUGCAGUCAGACAAGGAAAUUGGGCGUCAAGGCAAGUGACUGAACUCAUGGCCAGCUGACAGAGAGGGAUUGAUUCCCGCCCCCCGCCCCUCACACCUAUUCUGCAAGUUCAUCUGUGGCUCACAGACCAGGAGAAAUUCCACUGGGGUCAAGGGCAGAGCAAGCACUUGGUAGCUGGUGAGCAUCUGAUCGAUGUCCAAGUGCAGGUACAGAGGACCUGCUGGAGAGGUGGACGCUGGGGCUCUAGACAGGCAGGACGGCGGGUUCCAGCCGGCACUGCCACUCCUGCGGUGGCAUCCAGUGGGACAGGGGAGCAGGACCGCUUAGUGAUGCCUGCUGCCCACCUGUCGUCAGUCUUGUAGGUGAGCUCCGAGUGCUCCUCCACCAGGACAGCCUGGGAUUCGGGGUUACUUCUGGGCAUCUGUGUGGCUUAUCCAGCUUUAAGGGGAGCCCACUGGGACCCUUGGGGCUGCCCUGGAACAUAGUAAUGGUAAUGGCACUCCCCCCCAACUGAGCAUCAUUACAUGCUUCCCAGAGACUCUUUACUCCUUGGGUUAAAUUUAAGCCAAUUUUUUUAGGUUACUUAUUUUGUGAGAAAGAGAGAGAACAUGAGUUGGGGAGGGGCAGAGAGAGAGAGAGAGUGAGAGAGAAUCCCAAGCAGGCUCUGCGCUGUCAUCGCAAGGCCCCACGUGGAGCUCGGUCCCACCCACUGUGCGAUCGUGACCUGAGCUGACAUCCAGAGUUGGACACUUAACCGACCGGGCCACCCAGGCGCCCCACUUUUAAGCCCAUUUUGCAGAAGGGGACACUGAGCCCUGUGUGUGAGGCAGCCAGCCCUGGGAGCUAGAGGCUACCACGUGAUACUUUCUAAAGUGACUUUGGGCCAGCUUGAACUUUUCUCUCUUAAACUGCUCGGGGACGGAAGGGAACGAAAGGCAGGUGGAGAAGCAAGGGGAGCGAGCGAGCCUGUCUUCUGACCUGACGGGGGUCAGAGUCCCACCCCCACCCACCGCCGUGCGGACCCUGGACCGCUAGCUCUGUGUUUCCACUGAGCCCAAAGGCGACGGCCGCAGAGCUCACGCCGUCCCCAGGCCCGCCCGCGGGUUUCAGAAAUCAAUUUGAACGACUGGGCUUCAGGUUAUGCUGGGGUCUGUAGAAAAGACAGACGUGAGGCCCCUUCUCUGGAUGGAAGCUGGUGCAAAUACGUAGCUCCUAAUUCAGUGCUAAAAACGAUUAAAAGCUUCCUACAAAUGAAAGGAGAUCAAUGGGGAGGGGGGGGUACACCUCUCCUUAUCCACAAAGUAAAUCAAAGUCAACGUGAGUUCCUAGGAGUUAGAGAGGAGACGGUCUGCCGGCCGUGUGUCCCCGAGUGUUCAUGUAAUAGGGACAAAGGGUCCCAGGUACUACUUGUUCCUACCGGAGGGCUUUAUUAGCCACGUUCGUUCCUCCACUGCCGACUCGAGCGCCAUCAGAGCGAGAGCACGUACUCAUUCACUCAUUCACUCGUUCACUCAGCGGCACCACAGAGGCCCGGUGACCUGUGCUGACCUGGCGGGCGUCCUCCCAGCCCCCAGCACCGGUCCCUCCACCCCUCCAAAGCUCCUCUCCAACCCCCAUCAAGCCCCACGGCUCUGCGCACCUGUGGGCUGGAAGUGCAGCCAAUUCCACACCGGAGACCAGCCACCCCCUCC